ACCUCCGUGGGGCCCUUUCCAAGUUGAGUCCACACCAGCAAGUCCACCAAAAAGGGAGGGGACGUUUCCCCUACUCUCCUCCCCUCGGAACCUCCUGGAACCUCCUCAAGGUGCUCGCCCUUCAGCCAGCUCUUGAGGAAUUAUUCACAGCACUCCUCCCCCUGGGGCCCGCUCUCCCCACCCGAAAGGCAUCUCCAAAUCGUUCAUUUUAACCCAGGACUGAGUCACCCCUCCAAGGAGCUCUGGGUUCUAGCUCAGCCUUGUCACCACGUUGCUGUGUGGCUUUGGGAGAGACACCAGUGUCUCUGGACCUAGUUCCUUCCUUUGUGGAAGGAGGGGGUUGGAAAGGUGAUGAACUUGGCGGCAGCGCUGUUUUGAUUUUCUAGGGCUCCUGGGCCACAGUAGGAUGCCAGGUGAGGUGUUUGCUCACGCCAAGAGCAGGAUAAGGGCGGCCUGAAUCAAGACUGGGUUUAGAGCCUGGAGGCUUCUGAAAGUAGGAAAGGAUGGGAGGUGGCAAAAGCCUCUUGUGCCUUUAAAACGCCCCUGCUCUGGGGGGUGGGGAGGCGGGAUGCUGGCCUCAGCUGUGGCCCAAGCUAGAGAAAGCAUUCCACGCUUUCCCACCUCCAGCAGCUGGCACAUCUGGCUUAGUCACCCUCCGUGACGGUCUCUGCCAGACGGAUUUUUGUUCCUCCACCGGCCUGAAGGCGGAGGCGGAGAGGAUCCGGGACGGGAAGCCGCCUGGAGUGAGCGGCGGCACCGACCUUGCUCAGAAUAGGCCCAUUCACGGACUGGGGGAAGGGGCGGGGCUGCGGUUGGGUUAGGGGCGGCUGGCCCCCCUACCAAGAGACAGCAAUACCGGGGCGCGGGAGAGGGUAGAGAGCAGAGGGAGUGAAUGCAAAGAAAAGAGGUCCAGUGGCUCCUAGACACCAGGUUGCCAGGCAACUCAAAAGGAAGAAGGGGAACAAGGAGUCCCAGGUUCCUUUGCAGCUCCGCGGGCAGCCUUCUUGGGCCUCAUUUUCCCCAUCUGUACAAUGGGAGUCUUUCUCGUGUUGCUCGAAGGGCCUCGGGAGGGUAAACGCUCACCUGCUGCCCCCACAGGGUCCAUGGCCGCGUUCUGCUCCCUCACAGCCCUCCGGGUGCGCCCGUGCCGCCGCCCUCAGAACCCUGCGCGCGCCUGCUCCCCGGCCCUCAUGCCGGAUAUAGCCUACCCCCGCCUUAUCUCAAGGCCCCGGGCUCCCGGCCCGCUGUUUGCUCUGGGCAGGGGCACCUGCCGGGCAGAUGUGGGCUUCCCACGGCCACCGAGCCAACGAAGCCAGGCCCGGGAGGCGCCCCCUGGCGGCUUCUCCUGAGAGCUGGAGGGGAGUCAGGCACUAAGCCUGGAGUUCAAGUGCGCGGUGGGUUUUGGCCACGCAGUGCCCGCCCCUUACUCUCUCAACCGGAGCGCUCAGCGCUCCCGGAGGCCUGCGGUGGCGCGGUGUGUGGCUGAGUGUGUGAGCGUGUGUGUGUGUGUGUGUGUGUGUGUGUGUGUGUGAGUGUGCGUGCGUGAUUGUGCGUGUGAGCGCGCGUGUGUGUGAGCGAGAUUGUGUGUGUGUGCGCGCGCGUGUGAUUGUGUGUAUGAGUGUGUGAGUGUGUGUGUGAGCGUGUGUGUGUGUGAGCGUGUGUGUGUGUGGUGUGUGUGUGAAGGACAGCCACACAGAGGCGCCUUGUACAGGGAGGGGAAGGGGACCCGCGGGGGGAAUGGCUUCCUUCUGCAGAGGUUUUCCUCCCCGGGAAGCGAGGGCGUGGAACACGUCGCUACCAGUCCCCUGGGUGUAGGAUUGUCUCCCGGCGCAGCCACUUUCUUGUGAGACUGGGUUCCGGCGCUCAAAUUCUUUGAGCCUGUUUCCUAAUCUGUACAAUGGAACAGAAACAGCGUGUCUCAGAAUUGUUGAGAGGGCUACAUGCCACAAUGCGUGAGAAGCGGUUAACAUUGUGCCUGGCACAAGGAAUUCAGCAAUCUCACUGUAACGAAAAUUAAUUAUUGUGAAAAGAUACACGAAAGUAGAGAGAUUAGUAAAAUAAACCCAGGACCCUCCUACACCUCCAAGUGCCCCUCACCCAGAAUGAGGGUUCUGCAGAUACUAUUGUUUUGCCAUUUCCUUUCCUCCCUCCAGGCUCUGACACCCCGUUUCCUGUCCCCCAAGUGCCAUGAGGGGCCUCCCAUGCUCACCACUGCCCAUAUUGCUGCUCCUUCUCCAGCCCUGGGAAACCCAGCUCCAGUUCCAAGGUCCCAGGUGCCGCACUGGACCCCUGGACUUGGUGUUUGUGAUUGACAGCUCGCGCAGCGUGCGCCCCUUCGAGUUCGAGACCAUGCGGCAGUUCCUGGUGGGCCUCCUCCGCCGCUUGGACGUGGGGCCCAACGCCACGCGCGUCGGCGUGAUCCAGUAUUCGAGUCAAGUGCAGAGCGUCUUCCGGCUCGGAGCCUUCUCGCGCCGCGAGGACAUGGAGCGCGCCAUCCGCGCUUUGGUGCCCCUGGCGCAGGGCACCAUGACGGGGCUGGCCAUCCAAUACGCCAUGAAUGUGGCCUUCAGCGUGGCCGAAGGCGCGCGCCCGCUGGAGGCGCGCGUGCCGCGAGUCGCUGUGAUCGUGACCGACGGGCGGCCCCAGGAUCGGGUGGCGGAGGUGGCGGCGCAGGCGCGCGCCCGCGGCAUCGAGAUCUAUGCGGUGGGGGUGCAGCGCGCCGACGUGGGCUCCCUGCGCGCCAUGGCCUCGCCCCCUCUGGACGAGCACGUCUUCCUGGUUGAGUCCUUCGACCUGAUCCAGGAGUUUGGCCUGCAGUUCCAGGGCCGGCUGUGUGGAAAGAACCUGUGUGCUGAGGGGGGACACGGCUGCCAGCACCAAUGUGUCAGCUCCCCUGGCACCUUCUACUGCACCUGCAACCCCGGCUACCAGCUAGCUGCAGAUCACAAGGGCUGUUUGGUCAUUGAUCACUGCAGCUUUGGGAACCACAGCUGCCAGCAUGAGUGUGUUAGCACCCUUGGUGGGCCAAGGUGCCGCUGCAGAGAAGGCCACGAGUUGCUACCUGAUGGGAGGAGCUGUCAUGCUCGGGACCUUUGCAAUGGCAUAGACCAUGGGUGUGAGUUCCAGUGUGUGAGUGACGGCCUCACCUACCGCUGCCUGUGCCCUGAUGGACGGCAACUCCAGGCAGAUGGCAAGAGCUGCAACCGGUGCCGGGAGGGCCACGUGGAUCUGGUUCUGCUGGUCGAUGGCUCCAAGAGCGUGCGCCCUCAGAACUUCGAGCUGGUGAAGCGUUUUGUGAACCAGAUCGUGGACUUCCUGGACGUGUCCCCCGAGGGCACGCGCGUGGGGAUGGUGCAGUUCUCCAGCCGAGUGCGCACAGAGUUCCCUCUGGGCCGCUAUGGCACCACGGCCGAGGUGAAGCAGGCGGUCCUGGCUGUGGAGUACAUGGAGCGCGGUACCAUGACUGGGCUGGCGCUGCGCCACAUGGUGGAACACAGCUUCUCCGAGGCCCAGGGCGCACGGCCCCGCGUCCUCAAUGUACCUCGCGUGGGCCUGGUCUUCACCGAUGGCCGCUCCCAGGAUGACAUCUCAGUGUGGGCUGCGCGCGCCAAGGAGGAAGGCAUCGUCAUGUACGCCGUGGGCGUGGGCAAGGCGGUGGAGGAGGAGCUGCGCCAGAUCGCCUCCGAGCCCGCAGAGCUGCACGUGUCCUACUCCCCUGACUUCAGCACCAUGACGCACCUGCUGGAGAACCUCAAAGGCAGCAUCUGCCCGGAUGAUGCUGAUGCUUCCUGUCCCGGGACACUUGGAGAACCGCUGGUCUAGUUGAAAUACUCUGUCAGGUAUUUACUGUGUCAGGCAGUGCUCUGGAUCUGCGCUCCCAAUAAGGUAGCCACCAGGGACAUGUGCCCACUUAAUUUAAAUUAAUUACAAUUAAAGUAAAAAAUUAGUUCUGUAGUCACACAAAGCCAUAUUUCAGGUGUUAAAUAGCCACACGUGGCUUGUGGCCACCACACAGGACAGGGCAGAUAUGGAACAUGUCAUCACUGCAUAAAGUUUCACUUGGAGAGUGCGGCUGUGAACUCUUGCCACUAUUUUAUUUUAACAAGAUCUCCGGGUGAUUCUGAGCAUCGAGUUUUGAGAAACACUCUUCUAAGGUGUGUAUACACACACACAAAUGAUAGAAUCCUCAGUACCAGCCAAUGAAUAGAUUUCCUCGUAUCCUUUUUUACAGAUGGGGAAACGAGGCUUAGAAAGGUUGAGUGAGGUUUCCAAUAUCUCACAGCUACUAGUAUGUAGCUGGACUCAUCCCAGGUCUGUUUGAACCCAAGGCCCAUACACUCAACCACAGGCUGGGUGGAGGCAGAGCACAGGGCCUUGGCCAGGGACCCCUGGUCCUGCAGAUUCUCAUUCCCCUGACUCUCUGUCCCUGGCUGGCAGAGGAGGGCAUCAGCGCCGGGACAGAGCUUCGGAGUCCCUGUGAGUGCGAAAGCCUCGUGGAGUUCCAGGGCCGCACGCUGGGGGCGCUCGAGAGUCUCACUCAGAACCAUAUCCUUUGAGUUG
Messenger RNA from Myotis myotis, 4560 nucleotides. It is a transcript of the gene MATN4, whose product is annotated as matrilin 4. The transcript has 8 exons. Bases 2188 to 3822 code for a protein of 544 amino acids. Gene Ontology annotation, molecular function: calcium ion binding. The record is from RefSeq and is a predicted model, not a curated record. Lineage: Eukaryota; Metazoa; Chordata; Mammalia; Chiroptera; Vespertilionidae.